CGUGUAAUUAAUAUUUCAUAUUAAACUCAUAACGAUAACACGAAAUUAACAAAUAUUAUUUGGACGAUGAUGAACAUCCACGCUUUGGUUGUAGCGGUUUUUUCUUGUUAUAUAAAACUUGAUGCGGUUCCACCAGAAGCAUGUUUCGCAAAGUUUAGAUGGGAGAACUGCGGAGGUGUUCCAGAGCGUGUUUUCUACUAUUGGAAACCAGGAUCAAGAUGUGAGGUCGGGAUCUGGCAAGGAUGUCUCCCGAACUUGAACAUGUUCAAAGAUGAGUACGAGUGCGUCUCGACCUGCAUCUUCGGUUCGAGAGCCUUGGCUCCGGAUUAUCACGUGAUCGUUGACGAAACCACUGAAGCAACGACCGAGUUCGAGACAACAACGGAAUUGAAUACUGAAAUCACGACAGAUACUGAAGGUACAGGAAGCACAUCUGGACCAAAUGUUACGGCCACUGAACCAGCUGGUGGGAACAGUACGGGUGGGGGUGCAAAUACAACAGCAACACGCUAAAAAUUAUAUAAAACUUUUUUAUUGAAUAAAUCAUUCUACAAUUUCUUUUUUAACAAAA
This is a messenger RNA of Danaus plexippus (monarch butterfly), 571 nucleotides long. RefSeq lists its product as uncharacterized. NCBI's taxonomy places the organism in Eukaryota, Metazoa, Arthropoda, Insecta, Lepidoptera, Nymphalidae. The record is from RefSeq and is a predicted model, not a curated record. The transcript has 2 exons. Gene Ontology annotation, molecular function: serine-type endopeptidase inhibitor activity. Bases 67 to 513 code for a protein of 148 amino acids.